Molecule: messenger RNA, 1187 nt
Organism: Porites lobata
Lineage: Eukaryota; Metazoa; Cnidaria; Anthozoa; Scleractinia; Poritidae
Source: the annotation of a GenBank genome assembly
AUGGACGGCACAAGCGUCACCAGUUUAUGUUUCAAGGAUGUGUUUAAAAGCCUCAAAAACAACUGGCCCGGUAAGUGAUAUAUUUUCAUCUGGGGCGGGCUUAUUUGGCCUAAACGGGUAUGUACCGAGGAACAGGGUAUGGUUUUCAGGGUCCUGAGUCUUGAAUUCCCGUAUUUAUAGAGCAAUUUUCUUAUGACCUUGCAAAACAGAAACAAUAAACAAACGGAAAUUGAGCGAUUUGACUGGUUUAUCGAACGGAUACAAACGCGCGUAGCUUUGGUUGGUUAAGCGAACGCUCCGGCGAAAAAACUUCAUGCCCGAGAACAUUCUACAAAUCGCUUUGACGUCGUACUGCAACGCGAUUGGCCAACUGAUCGAACAAUGCCUUCUCCACAUUAGGGUUUUCUUUGGCGUGAAAAGGAAUAGUCCAUGUUUUGAUCUUUUUCAUCCAUUGGCUGAUAAAACAUUAAUAGUUAUAGAAACCAUUUUUUCAUGUUAUACGAAAAUCGCUCCAUAAGUGACUUAAACAGGACAAGUUUCUGCAACGGAAGACUUUAAACUAGUGCAAAGGUUGUAGACGAGCGAUCUACUGACAUUUGUGGCACCAACAGUUUUCCCAAAAAAAUUGAUCCCUUGAACGCACUCUGAAAUUUAGUUAAUUCUUAGCCCUGCAAGACUUAGAGUUAUAUUCUCUGGCAGGAAGAAGCAAAAGAUAUAGAGAGAUAAAGACGUAUUCGCACUCGAGAUGGCUUUGUAUCAAAUCAUCCUUAAAAUUAAGGUGCCUUGAAAAGCUUUCAGGGAUAGUUGUUCCGCUAACCUUAAGAGCCGUUCUCUCUGUGAAAUAAUUCCAGUAAGUUAUGAUUAAAGAGAGAUACGAAAUAGAGACUUCGAUAUGAUUUUCUGUUUUCUUUAUUCAUUGGGCAGGUCUAGCUUUUUAUAUUUGUUGUGUUGUUUUUUUAAAUUUCAUUUCAGUUCAUUGUGCGAAGAAAUCUAGUCCAUCAGUUGACUCAAGCUUGUUCAUUGCCAGGCUGUGGAACAGAGGUUUGGUAUCUGUUGGCUUUUCUAAGCCUAGCAGUGUUCCCCGGCAAACAGCAGUGAAACAGGCAAAACGACAACAGUAUCAGCGAUUUGCAGAUGUACCAAUCAGUGUGUUUGAGAUAUUUGCACAGAUAAACAAAACUGGUCCG